Linum tenue is the source of this 4948-nucleotide messenger RNA. The record is from the annotation of a GenBank genome assembly. Lineage: Eukaryota; Viridiplantae; Streptophyta; Magnoliopsida; Malpighiales; Linaceae.
GCUGCUAGCCAGUCAUCAGUCAUCAGCACCAUCUCCCAUCACCUCCGUCGCCGUUGCGAAACUCCUUGAAUCCUCAUCCUCACCGAGGAAUAUUUCCUCAAUAUUCGCCGGCAUCAAUUACUGAAAAGGGGUUUUGUAGUUCCCUCACCCCGGAAGUAAUCUCCAGCUGAAAGAAGCUUUUUGCCCUCUCAAAUUGGAACACGGCACCAAAACAGCAAGCCAACUGCCAACAACUCCACAUUAUCGUUCCCCAGGGAAUGGAAUUUCCGUCCAGAAAACCCUAAUACUCUGCUCUCCUUCUCCACUCUGAAUCGCUCGAGAAGUGCAGCAGCAUGAUAAAUUACCACCGCGAUGAUCAUGCAGCAGCAGCAGCAGCAGCAGCAGCCGAAUUCCUCUUCCGCUAUUAGAUCCUCCACGCCAACCCCUUCCCAAUCUUCUCUCACCGUCGCCCCUCUAUCUGCCUCUCGCAUUGGCCAACAGCCUCCACAGUCCUCCCUCGAUCAUGCAAUCUCGCCGCCCGCGACGGCGGCGCACCAGUCAUGCGAGACGGCUCUGAUGUUGGCUAGGGUCAGGCUGUCGGAUAUAGCGCCCUAUGAUGGGGCUCCUUGUGGGCCAUACGUGAAGGCUGUGGAGGCGUUGUCGGGUUCUUUGAUGAGGCAUAACGCUGCUGUUAUCGAGUUGGGGAGUGAGAACGCUGCCCUGAUGAAAUGCGGGCUGGAAGCAUCCCGCUUGUAUUUUAGGUGCCAUGUCAAAGGAAGCAGCGGUCGUGGAGUUCACAUGUACAGAGCCAAUAAGUUGUCUUGUUGCAGGUCUCAUGAUGAUUGGGAUUCAGCUCCACCUUGCAUGGCAGAAAUAUUUAGGUGUAUGGGAAGGGUAGCUAGGGCUGCUUUAUGUGUUAUAGCAAGGCAUCUUCGGUUGAGAAGCGAUGCCUUCAACCAUUUACUGGACGACACCCCUUUGCCCGUGAAUGAGGUUUCCUCAUCUGUGUUGGUUGCCUCUUAUUCUCACGCAUCCUUGCUAGAUGGCAAAGUGGCUAGUGGGGGAGCAAAAGCAUCAAUCAACAAUGAAGUUGAAAAGGGCUUGUUGACAUUGAUUUCUUCUGACAGUCCAGGCCUUCAGGUUUGUGACCCUAAUGGCCGCUGGUACCUAGCUGAUCGUGGUUUUGCUCCAGGUGAUCUUUUGCUGAUUACUGGCAAGGCACUUAGCCAUGCCACAGCUGGCCUUCGCCCUGCUGCUUCAUAUAGAACUACUUCCGAUCACUCCUCUGGCAUGAACGGCAGUGGAAGGACAGCAUUGUUAUUUAGGCUUAUGCCUCAAGGCAAUGCGAUAUUAGAUUGUUCUCCUAUCGCAGCAGCAGGCCAUGUCAUUCCUCAGAGCUAUGUGCCUAUAUCUGUUAGCCAAUUUAUGGAUGACCUUUCUGCUGAGGAGGUUGUUAUCUGUGAUCGACCUGAGAAUGCAAAUGAAGUUCUAAAUAGUUUUAACAAGGACCCAUCAUUAAGAAGUGUUCUCUCAGAUCCGCUAUCUGGUGCCUUCCUUGAAGAUGCGAUGUAUGCCUCUUGUGGACAUUCGUUUGGCGGUCUUAUGCUUAGUAGAGUCCUCGAAUUGUCAAGAUGUAUACUGUGCAAUGUACAAAUUGAGGCUGGGUCUUUGAUUCCUAAUCUGGCUCUUAGAGCUGCAGCUUCAGCUGUCAAGCUUGAGGAUGACCGGAGGCUAUUCCACAAUGCAGCUCUCAGAAAGCGUCGCAAGGACAUGGGUGACCAAACAGAUCCUAUUAGAAGACAAAACAUGGUAUUAUGCUAAAUAGCCAUUUGUCGUAAACUUUGACUUCGACACUGUGCUCCAUCAGGGAGUCCUUGUGUUAACACAUGCGAAAGCUCUGAUGAGAUGCAUAAAAAAAGUGAAAAAAGAAGUCUGAUGAGUGCCCCCUCGGUGGUUGCUUUACCUUGUACUAGUUGCCAAGUUUUGAAGGAACCCAAAAGAAAUGUUUCUUAAUAUUUAAUCAAGGUCACUGAAGAGUUCUGACUAAAAAAUGAUUCUACCUACCAAUAGCAAAAUGCACAUUUGUAAUGUUUGGUAAAAGUCAAGAUUCUAUUUGCUCCUUGUUGUUGUUGUCAAGGAUUGCCAUCUCCUAAGCUAUAUGUAUUUGGAGGUACUGGAAGUGGUGAUCAGGAGCAGGGGCUCCCUCGGUUGAAAAAGCAUUUUGAACAUUCUGCUGAACGUGACUCUUUUCUUGCCAUGGCAACAUGAUAAUUUCUGGGAGCAGAUAGCCAAUAAAUCCAAUGCUAAUUUUGUUGUUACACUUUACUGGUUACCAUGGAAAAAAGUUGAUAAAUUCUUAGUCUGGAUGUUUGGUCAUCCUUUCUUUCUCAACAUGAAGUCCACAUUCUAUUUCUUUUGUGACACAACUACUUACUCUUGGUGUCCUCUCCAGGAAAAUGGAGAUGUUGCUGCCGAAUACGGUUGUUUGCAUCGGAGGGUGCAGUACCCUUUUGCAGUAAAUGAAAAAGUAGUGAUUAAGGGAAACCGCAGAACACCAGAGAAGUUUGUAGGCAAGGAAGCAAUCAUCACGUCACAGUGUCUCAAUGGCUGGUACUUGCUUAAGAUCAUUGACAGCGGAGAAAAUGUCAGACUGCAAUAUCGCUCUCUCCGCAAAACUUCAAGCUACGAGGCAACCCUGGAGAGAUGUGCUUCACAGCCCAUCCUAGAUAAGAGCUGAUAGGCGGUCCAUGAAUCCCUUGUAUGUAUCAGCCAUUGCCAGUCAACGUAGCUUCGGCCACCAAUACCCAAUUUUCGAUGCCACAAGUGCUAUAUGAGUACAGCUUCUUGCAAGUUAUUUGUAUAUGAAGCAAUGAAGGUUAUUGUAGUCUGUGGACUGGCAAAAGAGGCAGAUCCAAAGGUAGCAUGGUGAUGUGCACCCUGUACAACACUCUUGAGAUAAAAGCAUAAUUUGACAAAUUAUGUGCCUGUUUUCCUACUCACCAGUACGUUUGUUAUCCCUAAAGGACAACUCCCUUUAGACCUUCGCCACAUCCACUGAUAUUAAAAUUAUCAACUUUGUGAUCAUAUAUGGAGGAUACAAUGUGCCUCCAAACACUAUCCAUCAUCUCACACAAUUCCCAAUCUGAAAGAGAUUCGGAGGUGACAAAAUCACGAAUCAAGCCAUUCACUUCUAUCCAGCUAACUCCAGGGAUUUUAUCAAUCCCUUUCAUUUUCAUAGACUUCCGGACGCUGGCGGCUUUAUCCCACUUCCGGUGUUCCAAGUGUACAUUUGCCAGGAGAGAGUACCAUCCGCUAUGGUCUGGUUGAAGAUUCACCAGCUGGUUACCAAUGUAUUCCCCUAGCUCCAAGUUCUUGUGAAUCACACACGCCCCGAGGAGAGCUCCCCAAAUACUUGGAGAUGGCUCCAUUGGCAUCUCCUCGAUCAACUUCACUGCCUCUUCCAAGUACCCAGCCCGGCCUAGCAAGUCAACCAUGCAGCCAUAGUGAUCCACGUCAGGAUCCAGAUGGUAUUUAUCCCUCAUUUCGUCGAACAAUUUACGUCCUUCUUCUACGAGUCCCCCGUGAGAACAGGCACUAAGGGCACCAAGGAAAGUGACUUUGUUUGGCUGAACCCCACUGCACAUCAUCCGGGAGAAGAAACUCAACGACCCUAGUGCAUCCCCAUUCAUUGCCAAACCAUUGAUCAUGGCAGUCCAAGUAUAGAGACCUUUGCUCGGCAACUUAUCAAAAACAAAACAAGCCUCAUUGAUGCAGCCGCACUUCACAUACAUGUCGAUCAAGGCCGUCCCUAGGAUCGAGUUCAAUUCUAUCAAGUUUCUAUCGAUAUAAGCAUGCACCCAUUUUCCUUGGUCCAAAGCGCCUAGUUGAGCACAAGCAGUGAGCACACUAGUUAGAGUUUUUGAGUUGGGUCUAAGGUUAUCUGUUAGCAUGUCUUGAAAGAUCAGUAACGCUUCCUUGCAUCUACCGAGUUGAACAUAACCAGCAACUAAGCAGCUCCACGAGACCACAUUUCGCGUUGGCAUUUCAUCAAAUACUUGACGGGCAUCGUCACUAUGCCCACAUUUCAUGUACAUAUCUACGAGAGCACUCCCAACGAAGACAUCCCAUCUGACUCUGCCUGAUUCUACAUAGAAACCAUGAAGCCAUUUCCCAAUCCAAGCAUAACACAGUGAUCCAGCUGCAGAAAGAGCACUUACCACUGUUACUUCAUCGGCUUUUACUCCCAUUGAUCUCAUCAGCAGGAAACACUCGAGUCCUUCCCCAGGACUUCCGUUUCUCACAUACCCAUCAAUCAUCGAAGUCCAAGCAAUGACGUCCCUCUGAGGAUUCUCAUCGAACACCUGCCGGGCAAGCCUCGGGGACCCAGAGUUUGCGAGAGCAGAAAUCAAAGAGUUCCUGACGAAACUGUCGAGAUCAAGACCAUGCUUGAUAAUGUCGGCGAAAAACAGCAAGGGGUCCUGGUCUCUGAGCUUGGAAAACGACUUGAGGAGCAAAGGGAAGGUGUGCAUGUCUGGGUGGAGACAGUUGCGGCGCAUUCUGGAGUAAAGAAGAAGAGCUGCGGAAGGUUGGGAACUCUUGGAGAAGUCUCUGAUGAAAAGGUUCCAUAGUUUAAUGGUAGGUGGGUGGACGGAGAAGUGGAGGACGAUGGAUUGGUAGUUCCGGAUACGAUGAUGGUCGGGGUGGCGGCGGAUAAACAGAGACGAACAGAGCUCGGUUAGGAGGAAAGCAUUGUGGUGCGAUUGGCCGGAAGUGAUGACGGAACAGUGAAUCUGCUCGAAUUGACGAAUGCUGCAGGAAUGCCACAGAAAGAGCAAUUUCGCUACAACUGAACGGCGACAUUCAUAGAAAACUGGUAACACAGCCAUGGCGGCCCUUCUCGGCGCCUCCAAAACAGUCUUUGGGGAGAAAGCGCACACUGCGCGGGAGCAGCGCUGAGGCGGACUAAGAC